AUGCCGGGAUUGAUAUAUGAUCCUGAUGGCGAUGUGUUGGUGAACAUCAGCCAAGAUGCUAGAUGGAUUAGUCUGGCUCCCGGGGAGGCUUGGAGCGUCUCAUUGAAGACUCACGAGCGGCUGCCGUCCGAUCAAGAUCCUGGGGACACAUUUCGGUACCAGUUAGAGGGGCGAGUUAUCGGACUGUGGAAUUGGAGCAGCAAGGAAGAUCACGCGCAGACCACGUUGCUGCAUCGUGCAAAUGGUGGAUUUGACGCCGCUGACUGGAGGGGAAGGCCGCCCAUGGAAGUGCCAGCGUCCAAUCCGCUGGAGUUUACAAUAGAGUGA
Penicillium riverlandense is the source of this 327-nucleotide messenger RNA. RefSeq lists its product as uncharacterized. The transcript has a single exon. NCBI's taxonomy places the organism in Eukaryota, Fungi, Ascomycota, Eurotiomycetes, Eurotiales, Aspergillaceae. The record is from RefSeq and is a predicted model, not a curated record. Bases 1 to 327 code for a protein of 108 amino acids.